Ipomoea nil (Japanese morning glory) is the source of this 1216-nucleotide messenger RNA. Its product is annotated as polygalacturonase-like. The record is from RefSeq and is a predicted model, not a curated record. Gene Ontology annotation, biological process: carbohydrate metabolic process. The coding region runs from base 28 to 1194 and encodes 388 amino acids. The transcript has 4 exons. Gene Ontology annotation, molecular function: polygalacturonase activity. NCBI's taxonomy places the organism in Eukaryota, Viridiplantae, Streptophyta, Magnoliopsida, Solanales, Convolvulaceae.
AAUAAUACUAAAAUCUAAGCAACAACCAUGAAAAUGGAUACAAUAAUUUAUUGUGUCUUCACAUUUGUAUUAUUCUUAUUGGUGCAUCUUGGAGAAAGUGCUGAAGUCAAAGUUCCUGCAAAACCUGGUAAAGAUGUUGGCCCGGCUUUGUUGAAAGCUUGGGAAAAAGCAUGUAAGGCUAAAACUCCCAGUACCCUUGUGAUCCCAAAAGGCACAUACCCAAUGACUCAAGUUCUACUUAAGGGCCCAUGCAAAGCCUCAUCAAUUGAGCUUCAAAUCCAGGGUACUUUGAAGGCCCCUCCUAAUCCUAACGAUAUGGAAUGCAAAAAAGAAUGGAUAACUAUUAAUUACGUAGAUCAUUUCACACUCUCUGGCGGUGGUACUCUUGAUGGUCAAGGAAAUGUAAAAGUUUAUGCAGCUAAAGAAAAAGGUUUUAAAAGUGAUAAGCUGCCUAAUAAUUUGAGCUUAAAUUUCCUAAAAAAUUCAGUUAUUCGAGAUAUAACAACUCUAAACAGUAAAUUGUUCCACGUCAAUCUUUUUGGUGGAAAGAACGUUACAUUUGAUCAUUUCACUAUUAAAGCGCCAGCAGAUAGUCCCAAUACAGAUGGAAUUCAUAUUGCCAAAAUAGUUGAUGUUACAGUUAAAGAUUCUGUUAUAGGAACCGGAGACGAUUGCAUAUCCAUUGGGGAUGGACUAGAAAACCUUAACAUCACUGGUGUGACAUGUGGGCCGGGACACGGCAUUAGUGUGGGAAGCCUUGGCAAGACCCCCGGUGAGGAGCCGGUGAAGGGUGUCUUUGUUAAAGACUGUAAAUUUAUUGGUACAGAUAACGGUGUUAGAAUUAAAACAUGGCCUAAUUCUCAUCCUGGAGUCGUAACUGAUAUUCAUUAUGAGAAUAUAACCAUGAAAAAUGUCAAAAAUCCAAUUGUGAUUGAUCAAGAAUACUGCCCAAAUAACGAAUGCUCAAAACAGAAACCAUCAAAAGUAAAGAUCAGCAAAGUAAGCUAUAAGGACAUAAAGGGUACUUCUGCAACAAAGGAAACAGUGAUCCUUGCAUGUAGCAGUGGGGUGCCAUGUGAAGAUGUUGAAAUUGGUGAAAUUGAUUUGACCUUCAAAGGGGGUGCUAAAACUAUUUGUUCAAAUGUGAAACCUAAGCUAACCGGAAAGCAGUGUCCCAAAGUGACUUGCAAAUGAGAAAUUUUUUGUGAGUUUUUCA